This is a messenger RNA of Spirometra erinaceieuropaei, 1149 nucleotides long. The record is from the annotation of a GenBank genome assembly. Lineage: Eukaryota; Metazoa; Platyhelminthes; Cestoda; Diphyllobothriidea; Diphyllobothriidae.
AUGGAAUGCAAGGUUAAUGAGCAUCUUCAAAUAACAAAAAAGCCAGGCAGACCCCCAUCUGCCUGUGCGUCCGGGGCAACCUUUGGCGUACAAAUAGGCCCUCUAUCCACAUUCUACAAGCCCGAGGGCGUCUGUGACGCUGACUGUGUUCAUCACUUACCUCCGAUGACCUUCAAGCAAGCUGGGGUCUCCAGUGCCGAUGUAUUUUUCUCCACCCCUCGGGAGAAUGACCUGCCCUUGGAUCUGGGUCUUUUAGCGCGCGUAGAGACGAAAAGUUACCGUGUCCUCUCCAGAAGGGGUGUACGCAGCAAAUCCACAAAGCCCCCCUAUUCCUAUAUUGCUCUCAUCACAAUGGCCAUAAUGGAUUCCCCCUCCCGACGACUAACACUCUCUGGAAUCUGUGAAUAUAUCAAUCGUAAGUUCGAGUACUACCGCGAACGCUUUCCAGCCUGGCAAAACUCCAUUCGACACAAUCUCUCCCUAAAUGACUGCUUUGUCAAGGUACCCCGCGAACCCGGAAAUUUGGGUAAGGGCAAUUACUGGACACUGGACCCCAAUUCAUAUAACAUGUUUGAGAAUGGCAGUUUUCUGCGGCGCAAGAAACGCUUUAAACGCAUCCGAAUGCAUGCAGCCUGUCUCCUACACCCACUUCUCUCCAAUGAACUGUUUAAACAGGUUAUGCUACAAGUUCAAAAAGAGAAGUGGCCAGACCUUUUGAAACCACUUAAUAUUUCCUACAUGGGUUUAACUUCUCUCCAUGAGGGAAUCGAAGACGCAAGGACUCCGAGAUCUUACAGUAUUACUGGCGACCUUUCGUUAUCGCUACCCGCCCUCGAGAAGGCUCCCAGUCUGAAAAUGACCCCCGACGGAGAGCUUCUGAAGCAUGAAGAGCAGGCGGAGCGGAGGGGAGAAAGUAAAGCUUCAACUCUUCAACCGCCCCGACCACCACCACCGCAAUGUUUGUGGGCUGGGUUCCCCCCGAUCACAGGGACUUCAGUUUGCGCUGACACAGCAACAGUUGGUUCCUUAGAGCAAAAUCAUUUGACCCAACAGGACAAUCGAAGAGCGGACCGCAGUGGUCAUACAACCUCAGGAACUCGUAGGAUGUCCUUUAGCAUUGAACACAUUUUGGCCGACAAGGAGGGCUAA